Messenger RNA from Heterostelium album PN500, 405 nucleotides. RefSeq lists its product as uncharacterized. NCBI's taxonomy places the organism in Eukaryota, Evosea, Eumycetozoa, Acytosteliales, Acytosteliaceae. The transcript has a single exon. The record is from RefSeq and is a predicted model, not a curated record. The coding region runs from base 1 to 405 and encodes 134 amino acids.
AUGAAACUUCAGGAACAACGAGAGGAAUUUGAACAAACCAUUUCACAAAUGAAAAAACGUAUCAAUAAUCAGCAGCAACAGAUAUCUCAGGUUCAGACGACACAAACUCAGGCCCAAGGACAAGGUCAAGGACAACCACAAACACAGACAACAAGACUCAAUCCAGCUGGAAGCACCACCUCCGGUACUACUGGUGGUAGUCAGACCGUUUCAACGACGAGACCACCAAUAGCACCUGGAUCUACAACAACUGCACCAUCCACCUCCACCUCCACCACCACAACCAUUCCGACAACAUCGACCACACCAAGAUUAGUAAGAAGACAACCAACUAAUCCACAAACAUCAACAUCAACAUCAACACCAAUAACAUUUACACCUCUUUAUUCAUCAACAUCAAGAUAA